Mytilus californianus (California mussel) is the source of this 7318-nucleotide messenger RNA. RefSeq names its product arrestin domain-containing protein 3-like. Lineage: Eukaryota; Metazoa; Mollusca; Bivalvia; Mytilida; Mytilidae. Gene Ontology annotation, biological process: protein transport. The record is from RefSeq and is a predicted model, not a curated record. Bases 60 to 1214 code for a protein of 384 amino acids. Gene Ontology annotation, cellular component: cytoplasm. The transcript is spliced from 7 exons.
CUUACUUUGGGUUGGGAAACUGAUCAGGAUAUCAGGAGUCAACUAAACAACUAGUAAAAAUGGGCAAGCUCAAUACAUUUAUGAUUCAGCUUCAAAAUCAGAAUGCAAUAUUUUACCCAGGACAACCCGUAAACGGACAGGUCUAUGUUGAUUUGAAUGCAGACAUGAAAAUGAGAGAAAUUCGUCUGAGAUAUCAAGGCUAUGCUAAUGUUCAUUGGACUGAGACACGCGAGACAGGGACAGGGGAUGAUAGAAGAACAGAAACAGAUACAUACAGUGCUCAUGAAACAUACUUUGAUAUUACCAUUGCCUUGUAUGGCACAUCUUUAGGACAUGGUGACAAGCUGCCCAGUGGACAACAUAACUUUCCUUUCCAGUUUAUGCUGCCACCCACCUUACCAUCUUCCUUUGAACACAUGUAUGGACAGGUCAGAUACUUGUUAAAGGCCACCAUUGACAAGCCUUGGAAAUUCGAUCACCACACUAAACUGCCAUUUACAGUUGUUUCUCUGCUAGAUUUGAAUGCCAUUCCAGAAGCUCCGAGACCAAUGCAGAAUCAGGUAGCAAAGACUCUAUGUUGUUUAUGUUGUGAAUCGGGACCAAUAACUGGUGUUAUACGAGUAGACAAAUCUGGAUAUGUUCCAGGGGAAGCUAUCUACCUUCAGGGUGAAAUACAGAAUUUGUCAGAUACAGCAUGUUCUGUAGAAGUCAAGCUUAAUCUGCACAUGCUGUUCCAUGCGACAUCAAAAACAAAGUCAGUUCCCCAGGAGGUGACAAAACUAGUUUUAGACCAGUCCAACCCUGGUGAAACACAAAGCUUAUCAGGCAAAAGGAUAGUUAUUCCUCCUGUUGCACCAUCUUUUCUGGCUGGAUGUACCAUCAUAGACAUAAGAUAUCAUUUAGAGUUACACGUCAACCCAUCUAGUGUGUCAAAACGUUUAGUAGUUCCCGUUGAUAUCAUCAUUGGAUCAAUACCAUUAAGAAGUUCAUUUCAAAGUAUAAUGCAACCUCAGCCAGCUAUUGCACCACAUGACAUAAAUAUUAAUGUAGUAGGUCAAGGUCCAGGAGCAUUUCCAUCAGCACCAGAAUUAGCUCCACCAUCUUAUGCAGAAUGUGUUUUUGGAAAGUCAGACAUGCAUGAAGAAGGGGACAAUGAACAUACAAAAGGUCAAAUGUCAUAUGCACCUGCAUAUCCAUACUACAACUUCUCAUGAAAAUCAAAGGUCCGAACUCAUAUAUAAUGUAACCUGCAUACAUCAAUUUAGUGAUAAGAUAAAGUUAUACCGGUAUAUGUAAAUGUAUAUCUUACUGUGAACUUGUUAUAAAGUUUGAAUGUCAUCGUUGUGAUUGUUUAAGAAAAAUAUUUAAUCCCAUUUUUGACUAAAUGUGAGUUGUCUCCUACUUAUGUAAGAGUUAUUCUUCUUUGUUAUGUAUUACCCAUGACAUUUUAGAUAUAUUAAGAUAAUAGUUAUUUUUAAAUCUUAUCAAAAGGUAAUAGUAAAUUACACUUGAAUUUCAAGUAUUACAAACUUGGAUAUUUUCAAAGAAAAAAUGUUAAAAUUUGCUGUAUAAACUAUAUAGAAACAUUAUAACAAAUUGGAGAUAACUUUUAACAAAAUUGCUCCAAUGAAACAGGGACACUUCAACUUGUAUUAAAAAUUGAAUACCAUGAAUAUUCAUAUACUAGUUGUUAUAAGAUUAAAGGCCAAACAAUGUAAUUUGUCUUCUGCUGAACAUUUAAAGAGACUCUUUGAAAUAUUAACUCCUGUAAUUUAAAGAGUUGGGUAUUAUUUUAUAUAGAUAUAUAUAUUUUGUAAUUAUGUUUUGACAAUCAUGUAUUAAUUCUGUAGAAUGCCUUGUUAAUAAAGAAUGAAGGGAGAUAACUCUAUAAUUUUCAGAAAUUAAAAUGAAUGGAAACUCUUAGACAUUUUAUAUGUUAAUUUUUUUCCGUGAACAGUGGAUAAUGAAUAAAAAAUUAUCUACUUCAAAACUUUUGCAAAUUAUAACUGAACUGCAAAAUACAAGGAAUAUAGUAUAUAUAAAUCAACCCUCUCUUUAAAAAAAAAAGAAUUCCAGAAUCAUUACCUGAAUAUUAUUUUGAGUUUUCAAAAAGAAUGCAGCAAAAAGAGAACAUUUAUUUUGAAUGUCCUAUGAAACAAUUUUUCACAAGUCUAACAGGUACAACAUUGUACAAGGUGAAUAUCUCUUUUUGGCUUAAAAUGUUACAUAUAAGAUGUUACAUAUAAAAUGUUACAUAUAAGAUGUUACAUAUAAAAUGUUGCAUACAAAUGUUACAUAUAAAAUGAUGCUUACAAAUACUAGAUGUAAAAUGUUACUAACAAAUACUACAUGUAAAAUGUUACUAACAAAUGUUAAAUGUUACAUAUAAAAUUAUACAUUACAAGUAAUCAACAUGCAUGCCGACUAGAUGUGCAAUUAAGUACUAUGAAUGCAUAAUUUUGCUAUAAAAGUUAUAGUUCUUUUAAUAAUUUGAUAUUUAGUUGUUAUAAUAAAUUUAUGUUUAGAUGUUAUAAUAAUUUGAUGAUUAACAAUUAGACAGUUGUUGUUGUUAGUGAAACUGGUUGUUGUCAGAUGAUAUUCAUUAGCAUUUUAAUAAGGGCUAUUCCAUUAAAAUGUAUGUGGGGGGUAGGAAGGGAAGUUUAAUUAUUGAAUGUGGGUCAUGGCUCUUUUUUCAGAAUGCGUCUAUUACCAUUAUGCAAAAUUAUCUAAAAAAUGGUUCUUGGUUGUAGGGAUAUUUUGAAAGACCCUUCCUACACUCCCACAUACAUUUUAAUGGAAUAGCCCUAAUACUAAUUAUUUUCUAAUUGCUAAAUUGGGAUUUUACUUAUUUCUGUUUUGUGUAAGUGAAUUUCUAGUUCAAGUUUAAAAUGAAACAAUUAGAUUUUAAUAAAUAUUUAAUUUGCAAGAAGCAUAUAAUGAAAACCAUGACAAUCAAACAGACAUACAUAAACUUAUAUUAUAACAAUAUUUGUGAUCCAAUUUUCCAAGCUGCUUUUAAAUAAUUGCAUAGUUUGACAGUAAGAGAUUUACAUUAAAAUUUGAAUAAGUUAUCUUACUUGUACUGAUUUGGCCUUGAACAUUACUGUUUCAAUAACAGAUCUGUAUGCUGGACAAGUUAAAACAAAGUGUUAUUCGUCCUCUAAAGCACUCAUAUUGCAACAUAUUAAAAAUCUAUUAUCUCUUUGUGUAUUUUGUUAAUGAAUAGCUUUAAUAUUUGAUUUAAGUGUGCCACUUCCAAAUUUAGUUUACAGUAACACAUUACAAUUCAAAUCUAAAUAAUUAAUAAUAUAAUACCAAAUACUAAUUUAUAUUGUCUAUAAAUAUAGUUAAAUACAUUCUUGUAACACUAUUGUGCAACUUUGUAAUAGUUACAAAUAUAGGGGCCUCGGUAGCUGAGUGGUUUAAGUAGUCCAACUACUGUAUCACUAGCCUGUCAACACAGAUUGUGAGUUCAAACCCUGCACUUGGCAGGUGCCUUUGACUCUAAUCUCUAUUGACUAGCUUUGUUAGUUUUCCUGACAAUGGUUGGUGGUUCUCUCCGGGGACUCCAUCUUCCUCAACCAAUGAAAACGGAUCACCUCGAAAUAGCCAAUAGUGCUGAAAGUGGUGUUAAACACCAAUCAAUCAAUCUUUAAUAUGUUUUAAAGCAAUCAAUUGAUAUUGUACCAGGAUCUUAUGUAAUCCAGACAUUGUUAAUUCCAAGAUAAUAAAAUUAUUUUUUACGUUAGACAUCCAAUUAAUUAUUUAGUAUUAGUUGCAUCUUCAUAUACAAACAAUUUAUAAACUUUGUAAACAAUAAGAGGUUUAUUAGUAACUAUAUGAAUCCAAUAUCUCAGAGUUUUAUGUUUUCUCAAAAUAUACUUUACAGUUCUCUAGUUAUGUCCCUUUAUAAUAUUAUAUGCAAGUGGGGCAUCAUCUCCUCCAACACUUUUUUAUGUCAAAACCUUUAUGCUAUGUAGGAUGAUAGAACAUAUACUAAAGGUGUGUAUUUUAUAAGAAUUUUAAUUUUCUUAAUAUUUUCCACCAAUGAUGGGUUGUUGAAAUGUCAUUUUUGUAAUUUACAUUCACAUUUUAUAGUCUUGUAAAAUUUGCUAAAAUGUAGUAAUCAAUUUAGAAAUGAACAACAAAUAUUCAUAAAUUCUCCCACAAAAUGGAUUAAAUUUUAAUUAUUGCGAGGGUAUCAAAUGUGUCCUUCAAUAACACUGUUACUAAAGCCAACGGUGGCAUCAUCUUUGUCUAGUUUAAUAAUAUGAACUCCUUUAAGCCAUAAAAAAGGAAAACUGUUUUCUCAAUGUUCAAUUUCAGUUUCAUUGGUAAUGUUUUAUGAAAAUAAAAUGAUUCAAAUGCAAUUCAAGUAAUAAAUUUAGAUUGAAAAUAGCUUAUUUUUAAGUCUUUUUUUUUGCAAAUUUUCAAUGUUUUUACAUGAUAUUUUGAAUUUUUUAAAAAUUGUUGUUUUGUUUAAAAAUAUGAAAAAAAGGGAUUAAGCUCUUGUCAAACAGAGUUAUAUAUUUAAAAAUUUGUGUUUAUAUUCAUACUGAGAUGUUUUGAACAAACCACUUACAGUAGCAAUUUUAAAGUGCCUACUCUUGUGACAUACUUUGUUUUGAUUAAACACUUCAUACUAUAUAUUUUAUUCAAUUUAAAUAUUCUGUUUUUAAAUUGCCUGAACGAGAAUUCAUGUCCAAAACUGAAAUAAUCUGAAAGAUUGUGUUUUUUUUGUUCGUUGUUCUUAGUAUACUGGGUGUAUUUAUGAUGUCAAAACAUAUAUUUGUUUCUUAUUUUAGCUUACCUCUCUAAAAGAAGCAUAUGAUCAAUUGACAUCCAUUGGUAUCUGUUGUAUGUCUUCUAUUGCUGUCUUCUUUUUAAUGUUUUUUUCCCCUGAAAUCAGGAAAUGGAUGAACCAAUGGGGGUAUAGUGUCAAAUUUGGGCCAAAAUUUUCAACCAAUAUAAACAAAAUGCCAUUACAGAACAAAAUCUUUCUUUGGGAUUAAUUCUUCUGAAAGUAUUUUGAUGGGCCAAAUGCCACCAAACGUUUGGGAGAUGAUACAAUAUGAUCUUCAACCAAAUUUUGAGGAAAUUAUGCAAUUGUUAUCCUCAUAAAGAACUGUUUGGUAUUGCCUGAACCAUUUUUACAUUUUUACCAUGUGAACAAUGAUCAGAAAACUGGGCAAAUUUAUUUGAAAAUUCAUUAAAAUUUUGUUACGGGAUAAAUGGCAAAAUCUUCUGGUAAUUGAUACAGUUUUUAUCACCUUCAAAAAUUGGCAAGUGAUCUCAGUCUCCAUCAGACAUUGCAGUUUCAUUUACAGAAAUCAAAACAUAAAAUGGAAAAAAACAAAUGAAACUCACUGUGAAGAUAAUACCCUCUUACGCUUUUUAUUUAUCAAUUCUCCUGUGAGAAGGAGAUUUUGGAACCAGAAGACAUUUUUAUAAAUACACGGAUUUCUUUGAAAAAUGUCUUAACUAUCUCAGGAAUGCUCGUUUUUUUUUACAGUUGUUCUUGUAGUAUAACUGAUUGAUUUUCACAUUAUCUUUGUUGUUAAUAUUGUUUAUGAUAUAAUAUUUGUAUUUAUGCAUGCAUAGUUUUUAUACGACCGCAAAAAAUUUUUGCGGUCAUAUAUUGGUAUGACGUUGGUGUCGUCAUCGUCGCCGAUGUCCGGCGUCGUCGUCGUCCGAAGACACAUUGGUUUUCGCACAAUAACUUAAGUUUAAGUGAAUAGAUCUCUAUGAAAUUUUACCAUAAGGUUCAAUACUACAAAAGGAAGGUUGGGAUUGAUUUUGGGAGUUAUGGUACCAACAGUUAAGGAAUUAAGGGCCAAAAAGGGGCAAAAAAUAAGCAUUUUUGUAACUUCCAGACAAUAACUUGUGUGUUAGUGUAUGGAUCUCUCUGACAUUGUACCACAAGGUUCCAUAUCACAAAGGGAAUGUUGGGAUUGAUUUUGGGGCUAAUUGCCUCAAAAUUUUAGGAAUUAGGGGCCAAAAAAGGGGCAAAAAACAAGCAUUUUUCUAGUUUCAUGACAAUAACUUGUGUGUAAGUGUAUGGAUCUUUCUGAAAUUGUACUACAAGGUUCCAUAUCACAAAGGGAAAGCUGGGUUUGAGUUUGGGGGUAAUUGCCCAAAACGUUUAGGAAAAAGGGGCCAAAAAGGGGCUAAAAAUAAGCAUUUUUCUAGUUUCCAGACAAUAACUUGUGUUCAAGUGUAUGGAUCUCUCUGAAUUUGUACUGCAAGGUACCAUGCCACAAAGGGAAGGCUGGGAUUGAGUUUGGGGGUGAUGAAUCAUAAGGGGGUUAAAAAAAUUGGGAGGGUUUUUUUUUUUCCUUUUUUCCUUUUUUUUUUCUUUAAAAUUUUCCAUUUUAAGUUGGUUAUUUUUUAUUUAUAUAUAAAAGCAAAUAAUAAUGAUAUGGUUUGAUUUCAUCAAAAUUGAAAUAUUGGGGUUCUUUGAUAUGCUGAAUUUAACCGUGUAUUUAGAUUCUUAAUUUUUGGUCCUGUUUUCAAAUUGGUCUACAUUAAGGUCCAAAGGGUCCAAAAUUAAACUUAGUUUGAUUUUUAACAAAAAUUUAAUUCUUGGUGUUCUUUGAUAUGCUGAAUCUAACCGUGUAUGUAUUUAGAUUUUGGAUAUUGGACUAUAAUAGGUAAAUUAAAUUUUUUUAAGUUCUUUGACCACAUUCAUUCUGUGUCAGAAACCUAUGCUGUGUCAAAUAUUUAAUCACAAUCCAAAUUCAGAGCUGUAUCAAGCUUGAAUGUUGUGUCCAUACUUGCCCCAACUGUUCAGGGUUCGACCUCUGCGGUCGUAUCAAGCUGCGCCCAGCGGAGCAUUUUAUUAUAAUUGAUAUAUUCUUUCACUAGUCAGAUUAUAUUGUUGUCAUUUUAUUUGAUUUCCAUCUUUUGCUGCAUUAUUUUGACAUGAUAUUAUGGUAUCUUUUUUAUUCUUUUUAUAUCUAUUUACAAUUGAGGUUCAUCUCGGUCUUGUUUUCCAAUUUUUUUACUUUUCUGGUUUCUAUUUUGCCAUAUUGCAGACAAAACCCUGAAAGAAAUGCUGAUUCUUAUGUCUUUUCAUUACUGUUAACUAAUUUUUUUUCACAAACGUCAAUAAUGUAGAAUUUGGAAAAGUAUUGAUGUUUUACUAUUUUUGGUUUGAAAUUAAACAUGUUGUUGUAAACAAAUGUGUGUUAUGUAUACAGUACAUACAAGUGAUCAAAAUUACAUAUAUACCCAGUAAAAGUUGAUGUUUUAAAUUAUUGCGAGUUCAAAUAGGUCAUACAGAUACAAUUCAACAUAAUAAAUACCAUCAAAUACUUUU